Messenger RNA from Branchiostoma belcheri (Belcher's lancelet), 2814 nucleotides. RefSeq names its product iroquois-class homeodomain protein IRX-4-like. Gene Ontology annotation, molecular function: RNA polymerase II cis-regulatory region sequence-specific DNA binding; DNA-binding transcription factor activity, RNA polymerase II-specific. Gene Ontology annotation, biological process: cell development; neuron differentiation; regulation of transcription by RNA polymerase II. Lineage: Eukaryota; Metazoa; Chordata; Leptocardii; Amphioxiformes; Branchiostomatidae. Bases 297 to 1706 code for a protein of 469 amino acids. The record is from RefSeq and is a predicted model, not a curated record. The transcript is spliced from 7 exons. Gene Ontology annotation, cellular component: nucleus.
CCCGUGGGUGGUGAGUGGUGAGGAGCACCGACAGCGAUCGUUUACAUUGUAAAUCAACACCGGCGCGCUGCGCGUAUUUUGCAGCCUUCUCGGGUUGAUAGGCAUCAGUUCGACUUAUCUCGCCGUGAGGUGUGGAUCGUGUACCGACACCCCGGCUACCGUGCCAAGCUACCACCUCACUAAGUUUUCUGUUUUAAAGAGACAUUUCCGCAGUGUCCUGCUAUGGGAGUUUAAGACUGUAUACUGAGACAAUAGCUUGUGUUAACGUGUAAAGGAUUGUGUGGAAGCCUGUCGGGAUGUCCUACCCACACUUUGGAUACUCUUUACCGUCGUCUUCUCAGUUGCUCAUGUCCAGCCACGCCGCGUCGUGCUGCGAGGCCGGGCGGCCCAUCAUGUCGGACCCGCACACCGGCCAGGCCGUGUGCUCCUGUCAGUACGAGGGCAGGGUGGCCGGGCUGGUGCCGCCACGGGUCGGUGAGAUGUCCCUCAGCAGCGUGUACGGCUCGCCGUACGCCGGACAGGGCUACAUCGCCUCCUUCGGUGCCGACCCGUCGGCCUUCUAUUCCCCGUUGGCGAACCCGUACGACCCGUCGGCAGGUCUCCAGCAGCCCACCGCCUACUACCCGUACGACCCGGCCACGUUAGCCGCCGGCGCACAGUACCAUCCUUACGGCGGUUAUGGUCCGAUGGAUGGAACGCCUCGGAAAAACGCCACCAGAGACGCCACCAGUACCCUCAAGGCCUGGCUCAAUGAGCACAAGAAGAACCCGUACCCCACCAAGGGCGAGAAGAUCAUGCUCGCAAUCAUCACCAAAAUGACUCUAACUCAGGUGUCCACAUGGUUCGCGAACGCCAGGAGGAGACUCAAGAAGGAGAACAAAAUGACCUGGUCGCCGAGGAAUAAGAGUGGGGACGAGAGGAGGGAAGACGGGAGCGACAGUGAGAACGAGAAUGAAGACGAGGAGGGGAGAGAAGGCGGAGAAGACAGAAAUCAGGAGGAUGAGAGAGGGCUGGAUGGAGACAGAGACAAUAAGGAGUUGGAUGUGGGAAAUCCUUGCGAGGAAAGCCGACAGGAAGACAACACCAGCGGGUCAGUAUCGGACUAUCGGCCGCCGCCUCAGUCCUCCAGCCCCGCUGAUUCCCUGGGAUCUAUUAGUGCUGCACCGAGACCGGCCAGUCCCGAGCCCAGUCCGGCCGCGAACUCUGUACCGGUCCCGCCGAUUCCUUCCGAAAACAAGCCAAAGAUCUGGUCCUUAGCCGACACGGCGACCAGCAGUAGCCCGGGGUUGAGAUCGGAUCCUCCGCGGUCCCUUCCUACCGGAGCUAUCCCGACCUUACCUGGACAAUUCCCCGGGCACAGGCCCUUCGACUCUGUAGCUAACCUCCGCCACUGGGUGAACGGUUUUUCCCAGCCCAUUCGGACUCACGCCAUGUCUUCCUCGGCGCCAGGAGCCGCUACCUCCGUAUUUAGCUCGGGACAGUUACCGACAGGCGUAUCCUUAGCGGGACUUCCCGUCAGGACUCUCUCCGCCACGGCACCGACAGGAGUACAUGCCUUCCUCGGGAGAGAGCACGCCUUCCCCGGAGUAGCCAGGACACACUCACCCGGUACAAACGAAGUGUCAAAUCCAACAAACCCUAGAUACCGAGAAGGCCCCUACAGCGAGGGCCAUCCAACCGCUUUCAAACCGGUACAAAAGAGGUAAGCGAGGUGUAAUCCACCAGAGGACCAGUCUCAGCCCCGAGAGUUUGACGCCGCCGUAGCGCUCACCAAUCUGUCUUCAAGAUAGCGCCGGUGGGGAUCGAACCCGUGUGCUCAAGUACCGCACCCUGGUGUCGUGUCUUCGCCCGGCUCCUGGUAUAUGGGAGGGGAGAUAAGUCGUUUUACAACGCUUUCAGACAAACAAAAGACAGAUCAUCAUCGUAUCACAGAUCCAUCAUAUCUCUGCUUCCAUGUGAUAAGUAUAUCUGUAUAUUUAUUUCUCCAGACAUGAGGGCGUCUUGGGCAUAAUUGAGUCUUACUGCGUCUCAGACACUUGUCAUCAAAUGGAAAUGUAAUUCCAUUUUCUCAUUAGAUAUUUUGGCAUUCGAUAAUGUAUUUCCUUUUAACUUAAGACACGACCAAUGCACUAAUCAUUCCAUCAAAUGUCUCUCGAUGUCGAUGGUACAGUAUUUAACGACAUGUCAAGAUUUUGUGGAGUCUUAAUGCGAAUCCUGGUGUUAUGCAAAUAUAGUAGAAAUGCUGCUAAAAGAGAGAGAAACAGUCUGAACAGCGACUAUUAGUGAAUUCACGAGGGCGAUUACAUCUGUGUAUUUUGUAAGGGCUUGAAAUGACCGUUCCCAGAAAUUGAAGCCAGAUUUCUGCCAAAGACUAUGUCUGAAUAUGCUGCACUUUGUAUAUUUUCUAUGAGAGAACCACCUGUACAUAAUUUCGCGCCAUAUUGUGUGAAUGUCCGCUUUCACUGAACAGGUAGUGAAGUGGGCGGACUUGUCUUCUUACUUUUUCAGUCGAUUUUGUGUGCGUAUUUGUUAUUUGAAGACAAGAGUGUGCAAGAAAAAAGAGGAAUACUCUGUGAUUUUCUCUAGGUACGGUUUUUGUAGUAAUUCUAGAUGCCUGUUGUUGGGCGGUUUGCCCAAAAGCAGACGACCCUGUGUUUUUAGCAUCUACAGUGUUACAUGAAGGAGUUUGUUUGGUAUGAGUUGGACCACAGGGGAUAACAUGUUGUGUUGUGUCGUCUUAACAUCCUCUGUAAACUCACCACUUUCGCUCCAGUUUUGGAAAACAAAAAACCUACAAAUAAAUCCAUUUUUGAG